Molecule: messenger RNA, 2563 nt
Organism: Eptesicus fuscus (big brown bat)
Lineage: Eukaryota; Metazoa; Chordata; Mammalia; Chiroptera; Vespertilionidae
Gene: TMEM200C
Product: transmembrane protein 200C
Exons: 1
Coding region: 1-1839 (612 amino acids)
Source: RefSeq, a predicted model, not a curated record
AUGAUCGCCACCGGCGGCCUGCUGAGGAUUUCCGCCAGGAAGCAGGACCCCCUCCGCCCGCCCAGCCAGGUGCCCAAGCGCAAGCGGAAAGUGCAGAAGAGGCGCAAGAACGACGUGGUGGUGGUGAAGGGCAAGCUGAAGCUGUGCUCCCUCUCGGGGCUCAUCGCCCUCUGCGGGAUCCUGGUGCUGCUGGUGGGCAUCGCCAUGGCCGUGGUGGGUUACUGGCCCAAGGCCAGCGGGGCCAGUCGGGAGGGGGGCAAGCAGCUGCCGCCCGCCAGCAGCGGCCACCGCGUCCCCACCACGGCCAAUAGCAGCAGCGGCGGCGGCGGCAGAAGCCGGUCCCAGGGCCCCCGGGGGCCGGUGAGGGGCGUCAACGCCAGUUCCGCGGGCGCGCCCGGGAGCCCGCCUCCCCUGCGUGCCGCCGCCCCUUCUCCGCCCUCCUCCACGUCGGUGGGGUUCUUUUUCCGCAUCUUCUCCGGCUACCUGAACUCGGACAAGCUCAAGGUCUUCGGGCCCCUCAUCAUGGGCAUCGGCAUCUUCCUCUUCAUCUGCGCCAACGCGGUGCUGCACGAGAACCGCGACAAGAAGACCAAAAUCAUCAACCUGCGGGACCUCUACUCCACGGUCAUCGACGUGCACAGCCUGCGCGCCAAAGACCUGGCCGCCGCCGCCGCCUCGGCGCCCCCCGGGGCCGCCCCCCUCAAUGGUUUCCUCAGCUACGUGCAGGCGCGGGGCCUGGAGCGGAAGCCCGGGAGCUGCGGCGGCGCCGGGGACGCCUUCGGGGCGGCGGCGAUGCUGGCCAGGGGCUCGUGGCCGCACCCCGCAGCGCUCAGCGGGGGCCGCCGGGCCGGGGACCCCGCGUCCCCGCCAGACCCGGCCUCGGCCUCCCGCUGCCCGCGGGAGCCCCCGAGCCUGGCGGAGGCGGUGUACAGCAUCUACCGCGAGCGCUCGGGUGUGGCUGGCCGUCGCCGGGCCGCCGCCGCCGCCGUGGCCGCCGCCGCCACCGCCACCGCGGCCGCCAGCAGCAGCAGCACCCCCGGCCCCUGCAGCCCACGCGGGAGCUGGGGGCGCCAGAGCACGGCCAGCUCCCUGCUGGACUCCUCGCUGAGCGCCUUCGCGCUGCUGCCCUUGCAAGGGGACCGCGACGGGGACGGGGACGGGGACGCCGAGGGCGCGAGCUGCAGCUGGCAGAGAGCCCCUGGGGAGCGCGGCUCCGGGGAGAUCCCGCGGGGUGAACUUGACCUGAGCUUGACCGACCUCCGCGGCGACCCGGGUGGCGCGCGCUGGGCGCCCAGGCAGCGGCAGGAGCCCGGGGCGCAGGGCGGUCAGCUGCCCAGGACCGGCAGGCACGCGGCCCCGCGGCGCUGCAGCACGAGCGGGCUCCCGGACCGCGGGGCGCCUCUGUCCCCGGAGCCCCCGCCCUCCCCGCGCGGCGUGGACCUGGACUCCCACCUUCUGGCCAAAGCUGCCGCCCCUUCGCCCCCCUCGGAACUGGAGGACUCGCCCCCCGCCAGGCUGGGCUCGCCCAGCUCCCAGUCGGAGGACCUCUCCUGCAGCCAUCAAGGCUACACUCCCCUGCGGGAGGCCGGCACCUCCUUGGAGUCCUUUGUGGACGCUGGAGCCAGUAAAAGUCCAGACUGUGAGGCCACCGCCGCCCCGGGCGCGGAGGAGCAGAGCCCUCCAGAGACCGUCCCGGAUGACGCCAGCCCAGGGCCGCCCAGGGACCAGCCACCCCUGGCAGCGCAGAGGCAGUUUACCAACCAGGAGAAACUCUUCAUGGUUUCCCGGUCUCACUCCGCGGGGGUAGAGGUGGGAGGACUGGAAAGUACUGGCGAUUAGGGAAAGAGGGAGCCGGGGAAGGAGUGAGAAGAUAGGCUCACCCCCUUUCCUUGUGGACCUAUCGGAGGAAAUCUCCCAAAGAGCUGCAGAAUGUCAUCCUUGAAUGGUGUUCACAAGAUUCCCUAGAUAACUCCAAGCAAUUUUUUUUUAAAAAAAGCAAACUAGUCUUCUAUGGCCGAUGGUGAUUGUAUGUUCCAUGAAAACCAAAUGUAUUAAAAGGUCAGCAAUCUAGUUCAUUAGAUAAAAUGCUCUUAAUUUUCUUAGGAUCAAAAUAAUAUAUUUUUUACAGUAACUGUGCACUUUAACUUCUUUUUUGAACCCCUGAUUCCCCUAACCCUGUAUUCUGCUGCUGGCGUUGUCCAUAGCUGCUUGUGAAUGACAAGCUUUUUUUCUCCUGCGCUUUUGCGGAUCAUAGGAGGGUUUGAUUCAGUUCUCUGGGAACGGACAUGACUAGAUGAAGUCAAAGCCAAAAGCAUGAGUAUGUCAGGAAAGAGCACUUUCCUUACCCCACCCCACUCUGCUCACCCAACUGCCCAAAGGCCUCUCUAUUUUUUAAAAGGAUAUUUACAUUUUGCUACUAGGGUUGCUAAUGGAGAGGGAGGGGGCCAGCAUCUAGUUGGACUGUUACAUUCCUAAAUUCGCUAUAUCAAGUAGUACACGAUACUUUAUUGAGUACCAUCACACCUGUAUUGAAAAUAGCAUUACUAUUAAAAAAUCUUUUUUA